Cetraspora pellucida is the source of this 1779-nucleotide messenger RNA. The record is from the annotation of a GenBank genome assembly. Lineage: Eukaryota; Fungi; Glomeromycota; Glomeromycetes; Diversisporales; Gigasporaceae.
AUGGUAUCAAUCGAUUUUCUUGUUAAAGAAUGGCUUCGCUUAGACAAGAAUCCUGUAACACGCUUAGAAAUAGAUAAACUUUAUGCCGAGGGUAAUGUUGAGGAAUUGGAAAAACGUCUUCGCAAUAGGAUAUCGUUUGGCACUGCUGGAUUGCGAUCUAGUAUGGAAGCUGGAUUUGCAAGGAUGAAUGACCUCACUGUAAUUCAGGCUUCACAGGGACUUUGCAUGUACCUUCUUGACACUAUACAAAAUGCAAUUGCUAAAGGUGUUGUGAUUGGACAUGAUCAUAGGCAUAAUUCAGAAACAUUUGCAAGAUUAAGUGCAGCUGUGUUUUUAUCAAAAGGGGUUAAAGUUUAUUUUUAUCAUAAGUUAGUUCAUACUCCACUGGUGCCUUAUGGUGUCAAGAAAUUAAAAGCCGCCUGUGGGAUUAUGAUCACUGCUUCACACAACCCUAAGCAAGAUAAUGGUUAUAAAGUAUAUUGGGAAAAUGCAUGCCAGAUCAUCCCACCACAUGACAAAGGUGUCAGUGAUGCAAUUAAUAAUAAUCUUGAACCCUGGAUAUGGGACCCUAAUGUUGUCGAUAAUAGCAAAUUGUGUAUCGAUAAUAUAAAAGAAAUUUCUGAUGCUUAUUUUGAAGAGUUGAAGGUAUUGUCAUACUACCGAGAAGAUAACGCAGCAUCAAAUCUAAAAUUUGUUUACACAGCCUUGCAUGGAGUUGGAACCCUAGCGGCAAAAAGAAUAUUUGAAACAUUCGCUUUAAAACCACUUAUCCUUACCAAGGAACAGACGGAUCCAGAUCCAGACUUUCCAACAGUAACAUUUCCUAAUCCAGAAGAAGGAAAAGGAACAUUGGCACUCGCCAUGAAAACAGCAAAUGAAGUUGGGGCAUAUGUCAUAUUUGCGAACGAUCCUGACGCUGAUAGGUUUUCAGUUUCGGAAAAGCAAAAAAAUGGUGAAUGGACAAUAUUUUCGGGCAAUCAAAUAGGUGUGAUGCUUGCAUCUGCUGUAUUAAAUAAUUAUAGGGCUAGUGGCAAACCACUUGAAAAACUAGCAAUGUUAUCAACUGCUGUAUCAUCUAAAAUGUUGGCCAGAAUUGCAAAGAUUGAAGGAUUUUAUUUCGAAGAAACUUUAACAGGAUUUAAAUGGUUAGGCAAUGUAGCGAUUGAUUUGAUAAACAAUGGGUAUGAUGUAUUAUUUGCUUAUGAAGAGGCAAUUGGAUUCAUGAUUGGAGAUACUGUUAAAGACAAGGAUGGCAUAAGUGCUUUAGGAGCUUUUGCAGAAUUGAUUGUACAAUUAGAUAAACGAAAAAUGAAGAUUUCAGAGUAUUUAGAUGAAUUAUACAAAAAGUAUGGAUAUUUUGUAACAGAAAACUCUUAUUUUAUUUGUCAUUCUUCAACUACAAUCAAUAAGAUUUUUGAUAAAAUUCGGUACGGUGAAAAUCCGUAUCUAUAUGAAUAUAAGCUUUCAUAUCCUAAAACCUUGGCAGACCAUAAAAUUACUUAUGUUAGAGACUUGACGAUUGGUUACGAUACCUCGAAAACUAGUAAUCAACCAACAUUGCCAGUGUCAAAAAGUAGUCAGAUGAUUACAUUUGGUCUGGAAAAUGGAUGCAUUGGAACUUUAAGAACCAGUGGUACAGAGCCAAAAAUAAAAUAUUACUUUGAGUUAUCAGGAAAUGAUAAAGAACAAGUUACUAAAGAAUUAUCAAAUAUUGUUAAAGGAGUUGCUGACGAAUUGCUAGAACCCGAAAAAUAUGGGCUGGGAUAUAGGGAUGAGUAA